Messenger RNA from Nanorana parkeri, 2829 nucleotides. Its product is annotated as zonadhesin-like. The coding region runs from base 1 to 2829 and encodes 942 amino acids. The record is from RefSeq and is a predicted model, not a curated record. NCBI's taxonomy places the organism in Eukaryota, Metazoa, Chordata, Amphibia, Anura, Dicroglossidae. The transcript has 17 exons.
AUGACUUCACCCAUUUCUUCCUCUACCACUCCUACUUUUCCGUCUCUUUCCUCAACCACCAAAACCCUACUGUCUUCAGCCUUUGUUACCACAAGCACACCGCCUUCCACUGUUAUUGCUACUGCUUCCACAAUACCCUAUUCCCGAUCAACUACAAACCCAACAGAAUUCUCUACAGCAUUUAUUUCUAAUUCACCUUCAUCAGUUAGUGGAAUCUGCAGUGUAUCAGGUGAUCCUCACUACAACACAUUUGAUGGUGGAGUACACCAUUAUAUGGGCAACUGCACUUACACUCUCACUAAGCCAUGUGAUGAUUUGUCCAGUGGAUUACCCUAUUUCCAUGUCUAUGCCACAAAUGAACAUCGGGGCUCCAACAACAAAGUUUCAUAUAUCCGGUCUGUGCAUGUAGAAGUGUACAACACUAACUUCACUCUGCUAAAGAGUAAACAGCUAAAUGUGAAUGGGAAGAGAACAAAUCUACCAACUCCUCCUAAUAAUAGAUUCAGGGUCCAUCUUAGUGGUAAUUACAUGAUUUUGGCAACAGAUUUUGGACUGCAAGUGAGAUUUGAUGGCAACCACUAUGUUGAUGUUUCUUUGCCAUCAACCUUCAAGAAUCAUUUGUGUGGAUUGUGUGGCAAUUACAACGACGUUUCAUCAGAUGACUUUUUGAAGCCAGAUGGAACUUUUGCUGAUGAUUCUAGAGAACUUGGGGAAAGUUGGAUAGUUCUGCAAGAUGGUCAAUUGUGUGAAAGUGAAGACCUGGCUGGUUGUAAUCCUGAUGACCGUCAGAAGUACAGCAAGAUUACAGCUUGUGGCAUUAUAAUUGACCGAUUAGGAGUCUUCAAGGACUGUCAUGCUCUGGUAAAUCCUAGUAACUUCUUUGACAACUGUAUACUAGAUAUGUGCUUCACUCAGGGCGAGUCAACUUCCCUCUGCUAUGCUGUGCAGGCAUAUGCCCAGCAGUGCUCAAAUGCCGGCGUGUGUGUAGAAUGGAGAUCAGACACUUUCUGCCUAGCGUCAUGCGAGUCUAAGUCAGUAGAAGGCUGUUUCUGUGAUGACGGCUAUUUCCUCAGUGGAGACAAAUGUGUGCCUCAGAGUGAAUGUGGCUGCACUGAUGAGCAUAACAACUCUUACCAGCUUGGAGAAAGUUGGUUCACCUAUGAAAACUGCACUCAGCGCUGUACAUGCAACAAGAAUAAUGUCAUCACAUGUAGCGAAUGGCAAUGUGGAUCACAAGAGCAAUGCAGGAUGGAUGAGGGAGUGCUGGGCUGUCAUUCCUCUGGAAUUGCAGCUUGCCAUGUUUCUGGAGAUCCCCAUUUCUACACAUUUGAUAAGGUCAUGCACACUUUCAUGGGUACUUGUACUUACACACUGGUGGAUGUAUGUGACAAGAGAAGUAUCAUACCUCUCACCAUCAAAGGGAAAACAGAGGACCGAGGGCAACGAGCUGCAACAUAUCUCAAAGAAGUUUAUAUUGAUGUGUAUGGCAUUCGUAUUACACUGCAGAAAGAUAGGAGAACUCUGGUGGGUGAUACUCUCAUCCAUACACCAUGGACUGGACAUUUGGCUGGGGUUUCUGUUGUCACUGUUGGUCUGUACACUGUGGUGACCACUGACUUUGGAAUGAUAGUGAAGUUUGAUGGUAAUCACCACUUGGAAAUCGUCCUCCCAGAGUCAUACUAUGAAAAGGUAUGUGGUAUGUGCGGCAAUUUCAACGGCAGAAAGGAUGAUGAGUUCCUCAUGUCAAACUCACUGCAGGCUUCUAGUGUAACGGAAUUUGGAAACAGCUGGAAGUCUGAGGAAGACAGCGAUAAAAAGUGCUUGGAUGAUGACAGAGUGGAUCUCAGCCCACCAUGUACUGCAGCCCAGAGGCCAUCUAUAGAAAGUCAGUGCAGUGGACUUCUGUCAGACACCUACAGACCUUGUCAUCAACUAGUUGAUCCACAGCUGUUUAUUCAGUCUUGCGUGUAUGACAUGUGCAGAUAUGACAGCAUGAUUUCCACGAUGUGUGCUAUAUUCCAAGCCUAUGUAGAUGUCUGCAGAACACAAGGAGUAAAGAUUAAAUGGAGAAGUCCAUCAUUCUGCCCCCUGUCAUGUCCAAUACAGAGCCACUACACAGACUGUGCAUCUCUCUGCCCACCUACCUGCAAUAAUAUCUAUGCUCCCGAUGUGUGUAAUAAGCCACCUGCAUGCAUGGAAGGUUGUGUCUGUGAUGAUGGAUAUGUACUUAGUGGGGACCAAUGUGUUCCACUCAGUUCAUGUGGUUGCAGAGAUUCCAAUGAUAACUAUUAUCAGAUUUAUGAAAGCUGGAUCACACCUCACUGCACACAUAAAUGUGAAUGUAACAAGGGCAAUGAAAUCAAAUGUAAAUCCUUUAGCUGUCCUUAUGGAAUCUGCAGUGUGGACAAAAAUGGCAAAUACAUCUGCAAACCAACAGGUUAUUCUAAAUGCACCAUCGGAGGUGAUCCACAUUAUUACACCUUUGAUCGCCUAAACCAUCACUUCCAGGGCAAGGGUACUUACAUGCUGACACGGACGUCUUCUGCUCUGCCGGACUAUUUGGAAUCAUUUACUAUUGAAGGAAAAAAUGAGGCUAUGUUCUUAUAUAGUAAAUUUAGUUUACUGAAGGAGCUGCAUAUUAAAGUUUAUAAUCAUGUCAUAUCAUUCAGACAAAACAAGAUAUUAGUGCUGAAUGGUGUAAGAACAUUACCUCCUGCCCAUCCACAUGAUGGAAUAAGCAUCUACCAGAAGCCAACAAGAAUCUACCUGGAAACAGAUUUUGGCCUUUCUAUCAGCUUUGAUGGCAAUGAAAAUGCUGAUGAUCUUUAA